Macadamia integrifolia is the source of this 1397-nucleotide messenger RNA. RefSeq lists its product as uncharacterized. The transcript has 2 exons. Bases 55 to 1149 code for a protein of 364 amino acids. The record is from RefSeq and is a predicted model, not a curated record. Lineage: Eukaryota; Viridiplantae; Streptophyta; Magnoliopsida; Proteales; Proteaceae.
CAACUCUCUCCUCCGUCUCAAGCUCCAAAGAAAGAGCUUAAUUUCUCCGUCACGAUGGCCGGACAUGCCGUUUCUCUCAGUCUCAUAUUCUCCUCAUUCCUUCUUCUCCACGCUCAUUGCCUCCAACCAAACCAACCAGAAAAUCUAGUCGUCAAAUGGAUCUCUUCAAGUACAAACGAUCUUCCUGUUCCUGAUUCAUCCUACGAAGUGAAAAUUUUCCCUUCAAAUUAUCUGACAGAGUCAGCCGCUGACCCCAAGAUGCGGCUUCCUUCCCAGUCUGAACCCACAGCCGUCACCGUCUUUUCAGAUGAUCGCUUCCAACCAAACCCACCAGAGAAUCAAGUCGUCGAACGGAACCCAUCAGGUUUAGCUACUUCCCCUGAGAAACCCAGCGAAGAUGCCGUUCCGUCGGUGAUAGUUACCGAAUCCAAACCCACCGACGCCAUUGAGCUGCCAGGAUCUGACGCUAUCAGAUCGAGCAAUGAGUACGGCUUCCACUUCCAUUUCAAUUUGCCCUUUGGUUUCCAUUUCCACUCAUACUGCCAUCAUCACGAGCAGGAAAAACCCAAGGAGGAGAGCAACAAGAAACAGGGUUUCCACUUUGAUUUCCGCUUCCCCUUUGCUUUCCACUUUCACUUACACUGCCAUCAUCAUGAGGAGAAGAAGGAGAUGGAGAAACAGUUUGAGCCACGCAUCGCGGGAGAAGGGAUUCCAAAUGGCGAUGGCAUGAUCAAGGCUAGGACGGCAGGGUUUCUGGACGGGAAACGUCUUCAUCAUCACAAGCUAGUCGGGAAUGCUGAAGGGAUUAUGAAAAUGGAGGGAGGCAAGAAGAAGCCCCAUAAGAAGGGGUGUAAGAAAGAGAAGGAAGAUGGUGAUCAAGGAAUGAUGAGAUUCGAGGAAGGAAAGAAGAAGCCUUAUAAAAAAGAGUGGAAGAAAGAAAAGGAAGACGGUGACCGAAUGAUGAGAGUCGAAGAAGGAAAGAUGAAGCGCCAUAAGAAGGAGUGGAAGAAGGAGAAGGAAGACGGUGAAGGGAUGAGGAAAGUUGAGGAGGAAAGCAAGAUUAAGAGCCAUAAGCAGUGGAAGAAAAAGAAGGAAGUCGCAGGUCUUGUGAAGUUGUUCCAGAAGUUCUUCAAGCACUUCCGUGUAUGAAAAUUAUAACAUGGAAAGCACAAGCAACUAUUAAUCAGUGGAUGCCAUCGAUGAGAUGAUGCUGGAGGAGCUUCCUUUAUCCAACAUAGUACAUGCACUUAAAGAGGUGACAUACCCCAAACCAUUUGUUGGGAUGGUGUUUGAUUCUCUUGAUGAUGAUAUCUCUUCUACAACCAAUAUGCAAGGUUUGUUGAUUUUAGUGUAUGAAAAGCUAAAACUCGUGAAUCAAAUAUUGAUUGAUGGUUCAA